Messenger RNA from Pyricularia oryzae 70-15, 1383 nucleotides. RefSeq lists its product as uncharacterized. Bases 1 to 1383 code for a protein of 460 amino acids. The transcript is spliced from 5 exons. The record is from RefSeq and is a predicted model, not a curated record. Gene Ontology annotation, molecular function: DNA binding. Lineage: Eukaryota; Fungi; Ascomycota; Sordariomycetes; Magnaporthales; Pyriculariaceae.
AUGGGCAAAAAGCGGACGGUAGAAGACAGAAGAAGACUAGCUGAAAAGAGUGGCUUCAACUUCGAUGAUGACGAUGUUGAUGAUAGCCCCGUCCCACGAUUUGUUCUGGGCUAUACCGAAAGAGUUUGCAAUGUUCAGGUCGGGUUGUGGCAGGAAGGGCCCCUAAAGGAGAAGAUCGGGUUGUCAGACCUCAAGAGACCUAAAACAUACAUGACAAUCGAAAACUUCAUGUACAUGGAAAGACAGCUUUGGCAGAAUGAUGGGCAUGAAUAUCUCCACGAUGGAUAUCGUGUUCUUAUCAGUGCGAAGCUGAAAUGUCAUGUGUUUACCUCGGCUAGAGUGGGUGAAAUAAGUGAGGGUUCCAGCCGAGCGGGCACCGGGAAAGGGUUGCUUUACAGGCACACCGAGAUGUUAGUUGCAUGGAAAGAUGGACAGCCAGAGCUGCGCUACAGUCUCAAACGGGAGUUUGCGAAAGGAAUGCACAAUAAGGAAGAUCAGCGACCCACUCACAUUUUAUAUGAGCAUGUGCCCGGUCAGCCUCUCAUUCUGAAUCCGAUCGUCUUUCUCCUGGCCAUAUUCCUCGCGCGAGGAGCUUUCAAAAGUUACAGCACCAUUCAACAGAUUUUGGCCGUAAAACCACCGCCCGACCAAGAGUAUUGGGUUUUGGAUUGGGCAGAUCGUGUUAUGAAUCUCCCAGUAUUCCCAACGAUGACUGCAGCGGGUCUUACCGAAAAGAUUCAGACGGCUGGUGCAUUUACCAACCAGAUCAGGGGUCUAUCAAUACGUGCAGGAAUGGAACGACCCGUGACACCACAUGGGAUCCGCCGAGAAUGCCUGAUCCAAGCUACAAGUAACGGUUACUCCAAGGAUGAGUUGAUGAAGUUCGCUGCUCACACAAACCAAAUGACGCUAACUAGAGACUACCUGAGCUCUAUAACACAUGUGGAUGGUCAAGGAAGUUUUCUCAAGAUCACUCUGCGUAGCGAUCAAGCGGAAGAUUUUCGUUCAAUGAGUGUCAAAAGGAAUCCCGAGCUUUUUCUGUCUUUGCCAGCAAAAGCACAGGAUGAAUUAAGACAGCAAAAUGAAUACGUUGCAAUCACAGAACAGCUCAAGAGUCUAGCUUCUCAGACAGACGUCCAAAGCACAAAAGAUAAAAGUCGACUUAUCUCGCAAAGACGCAAGCUUGAGAAAGCGGAACUGGACAGAGUUCGCGGUUCCCAGUCCCGGGUGCACCCAAGCGAUCGCGAAGAGCUAGAAGGGCACCAGAUGGACCAAGACCGUUCCCUGUUCGGGCGUCUUCAACAGACUAUUGUCACACGCACGGAUUGCCCUCGUGAAUUUCCUUUCUUGUCCAUAAUCCUGAACUACUAUUGCCAAGACUGA